This is a messenger RNA of Exophiala oligosperma, 773 nucleotides long. RefSeq lists its product as uncharacterized. Lineage: Eukaryota; Fungi; Ascomycota; Eurotiomycetes; Chaetothyriales; Herpotrichiellaceae. The coding region runs from base 184 to 486 and encodes 100 amino acids. The record is from RefSeq and is a predicted model, not a curated record. The transcript has a single exon.
CGGCUGACCAGCAUUCAGGUCGCAUCACCGGUCAUGGUGCUUGCUGAACGGUACGAGACAGAGCCAACUGAAGCUGACCUGAUUCUUUUGGUCCAGCAUGACCACUUGUAGAAGUGGGUGAGGAAAAGUACAUCUGAGAUUCCAGGAAAAGCAGUCACCGCCGAAACAAGCCCAAGUCUGCUGAUGAAGGACAACCAUCUGCCGAUUGCACGCUAUCCUCGACGGUUAAAUUUUCCAUUCUUUAGUCGCGGAGCACAAUGUCCAUUUACAGACUACGUGGCAGGAUCAGCUUAUCAUGAAGCACGAUCGUCAUCAUCCUGCUGUCGUGGCUGCCAGUACAUGCAUCUGCGUCGCAUCAGAAACGCCAUAAGCCUCUCUCACGAGCAACUCGAGGUACAAAUUUCAGCCACGGCGGAGAAUGACUGCAUGCGUGGUCGGGUUGUAUCUCCGCCGGUACUGCCCAAGUUGCGGUGUUUCUUCAAGUGACAGCCCUCGCAAAUACCUCGCUGUACGCAGAUAGACGUGUCAAGUAGCACUCAGCUGAAAACCACGAGCCGGGGAGCAACCGGUUUAUCACCGAGCCAUCUGUAGACAGGAUCAUCUCCUCUCUUCCUCAGAGACUACUGCUACGGCACCAAUAGCAUCAAGACCACUCGAAGUGCUGAUGUCGGGCUGAUGUUAUACGUCCACGACUGCCGUCUACGGCCUGGUGAAAGCAUGAAGAAAUAAUAGUGAAAUAAAUCGAAGCACCUGGUGGUACAGUUACCCCGAGC